AUGGACGGCGAGUAUGCCGACGACGCCGACGACGAGGACACCGACGCCGCCAUUGUCUGGCUGCUCAGUGAAUAUGCCUUCAGCGUAUUGUCGAAUUGCGUCCGCGCAGGCCGACCCGGUGGCGAUCGGCUGCGACUCACCGGGCUCAUUGCUGUGGCUAUGCGCCGGGUUGACAGUUCUGCUAGGCGUCGCAAGCAUGUCGCUGGGCCGUCCGUGCGGGAAUCCGCUGCCCUCCACCCCGCCGUAAUGCCGCUUUGUCCCACGCAGCUCGGGCGUCCGCGAGGGGUCAGAGAGGCUGGAUUGUGGCUGCGCCAGCGUUGCCCCGUGGGCCUGUGCGCUGUGCCGGAUACAUAUAUGCUGUGCUGA
Linderina pennispora is the source of this 366-nucleotide messenger RNA. RefSeq lists its product as uncharacterized. The coding region runs from base 1 to 366 and encodes 121 amino acids. The record is from RefSeq and is a predicted model, not a curated record. The transcript has a single exon. Lineage: Eukaryota; Fungi; Kickxellomycota; Kickxellomycetes; Kickxellales; Kickxellaceae.